Aegilops tauschii subsp. strangulata is the source of this 2550-nucleotide messenger RNA. Its product is annotated as rhamnogalacturonan I rhamnosyltransferase 1. Gene Ontology annotation, cellular component: cytoplasm. The record is from RefSeq and is a predicted model, not a curated record. Lineage: Eukaryota; Viridiplantae; Streptophyta; Magnoliopsida; Poales; Poaceae.
GCAUUUCCGGGCGCCACCCACCGCCGGCCACCCGGACACGUCCGCCCGCGCAUGAAAUAUAACCGAACCGAACCACCGACGCGAGGGCCCGAAAAUAACUUCACGCACCCCACGCGAAUCGCUCCUCCUCCUCACGCCCCGCAUUCUCCCACUCGUCACCUGCUUCCGAGCCCCGCGGCAGGGCACAGCCGAGACCCGAGAUCCACCAUUCCACCGGCCGGCACACUGCAUUCACCGGCCGUCUCUCCCCGUUCGCCUCUGACGGCCUCGACGCGGCGCCAACCGUGUUUUGCUGCCUGGCGCGGUGGCCCAUCGCCGGCCGGGGUUUCCUUUCCGGAUUUGGCCAUUAUAAGGAAGGUGAUAAGGCUGAGGGGGUAAAAUUGGCAACCGGCGCCGGAUUGCCGCUAGCUGGCUCCGUCAUCCCUCCCCGUUUCGCGCCUGUUUCGGGGGCGCUGCCAUUGGACGCGGCGGGCGGCGCUGUAUAUAUAGCAACCGCAUUGCCCGUGCUGGCAUCCUCCGCCGUGCUGCGCUGAGUGGAGACGAGGCGAUUCCCUUCUUGGUGGCGUGCCUGCGUGCGGAUGCUCUGCGCGUAGGGUCGCCGGUGCGUGUUUCCGAUGCGGUGCAAGGCGGCGGCGGCAAUGGGCCUCAAGGCGGGCGGGGCGGGCAAGCUGAGGCUUCCGUCGGUGGUGGCCGCGGUGGCGCGGUCGCGGAUGAUGAAGCUGUGGGUGCUCCGCGCCACCACCACGGUGCUGCUCUGGACCUGCCUCGUCCAGCUCACGGCCGUCGGGGAGACGUGGGGGCCGCGCGUCCUCAUGGGCUGGCCGUCGUGCCGGACGGCGCGGCUCGCCAUGACGGGGCCCGUCGCCGAGAAGGCCGUGUUGCCGCCAAGGAGAGUUUAUAGGAACAAUGGCUAUCUGAUGGUUUCGUGCAAUGGUGGGCUUAACCAAAUGCGAGCAGCUAUAUGUGACAUGGUUGCCAUUGCAAGACACUUGAAUGUAACUCUGAUAGUUCCGGAGUUGGAUAAGACGUCAUUUUGGAAUGACCCAAGUGAGUUUCAGGAUAUAUUUGACGUUGAACAUUUCAUAACUUCUCUGAGAGGCGAGGUUCGUAUACUUAGAGAAUUGCCUCCAAGAAUGAAGCAAAGAGUGGAAGUGGGGAUGUUUCACUCAAUGCCACCUAUUAGUUGGUCAGAUAUCUCCUAUUAUCAUAAUCAGAUACUUCCUUUGAUUCAGAAACACAAGGUUCUCCAUCUAAACCGAACUGAUGCUAGGCUUGCAAAUAAUGGUUUGCCCCUGGAUAUCCAGAAGUUGCGUUGCCGAGUUAACUAUGCUUCACUGAAGUUCACACCCCAAAUUGAAGAGUUGGGUAGACAAGUGAUUCGAAUUCUCCGCAAAAAUGGCCCUUUCUUGGUUCUACAUUUACGAUAUGAAAUGGAUAUGCUGGCGUUCUCUGGCUGUACUGAAGGUUGCACACGUGAAGAGGCAGAUGAGCUCACCAGGAUGAGAUAUGCUUACCCAUGGUGGAAAGAGAAAGUCAUUGACUCUUAUGUGAAAAGAAAAGAUGGCUUUUGCCCAUUAACGCCUGAGGAGAUUGCUCUUGUCCUCAGAGCAUUGGAGAUUGACAGAAGUAUGCAAAUAUAUAUUGCGGCUGGAGAAAUAUAUGGCGGCAAACGUAGAAUGGCUUCUCUUACUUCAGCGUAUCCCAAUGUGGUGAGAAAGGAGACGCUCUUGGAACCGUCUGAUCUCAGGUUCUUUCAGAACCAUUCAUCACAGAUGGCCGCACUCGAUUACUUGGUGUCACUGGAAAGCGACAUAUUUGUUCCAACAUAUGAUGGGAACAUGGCUAAAGUUGUCGAGGGGCAUCGCAGGUUCAUGGGAUUCAAGAAAACAAUCUUAUUGGACAGAAAAAUUAUCAUUGAUCUGGUUGAUCGGUAUAAGAGCGGCUCAUUGCCGUGGGAUGAGUUCUCUAAAUUAGUCAAGUCCGUCCAUGCAAACCGGAUGGGAUCAGCUUCGAGAAGGACGGUGAUUCCUGACAAGCCCAAGGAAGAGGACUACUUCUACGCUAACCCUCAAGAGUGUUUGCGCGAUCCCAAUCUUCUACGGGCCUUGUGACAUUUUUCCUGCCGGCGCAGAGUGCACUAGCUCAUGCCAUGGCUGAACUGGGAUUAUCCUGAGGCAAAUGGCGAGGCAUCAUCCUGAGGAGUUCAGCUUGUGCUAAAGAGGAAGGCCUGUGGCUGGGGGCAGAGAGAUCGGAGCUGCUCACUUGAAUGUGUAGAUGUUAUAGAAUGGGGGGAUAGAUUCUGAAAGGGAGAUGAUAUUCUUGUAUAGAUGGCGAGGGCAAGAUGGCACAUUUUCAUCAUUCCUACAGGAAAGUUUUUUAUGUUGCGUUAUCGCGUUGUCCAGACCCGAUUUCUUCGGAUUGGCAGGGAAUUUUAGCUCAGUUUCUCUGUGCAUUCAGUGGAAUUGGGGCUGAUCCAGUGUAAUCCAAACAGGCCCGAAUGAAAGUGUGGCAAAGAACAGAGACAUCAUGGCAUAGCAAGCCUCUUCUUUU